Molecule: messenger RNA, 285 nt
Organism: Morchella sextelata
Lineage: Eukaryota; Fungi; Ascomycota; Pezizomycetes; Pezizales; Morchellaceae
Exons: 3
Coding region: 1-285 (94 amino acids)
Source: RefSeq, a predicted model, not a curated record
AUGUACUCCAUACCCUCGGUUAACUUUGCCUCAAUCCGCAAAGGGAUCCACAACACUCUUUUGCGGAUGCUGCUUCGGUCCACCGACAUUCAUUUUCGCACCGCACCACCUACUUGCCGAACCCUUCCUUUCACAAUGUUUUCAUCUCAACGGACAAUAUUUCGGAAUGGACCAGCUGCUGGUGCUACCCGGCGGAGGUCCAUUCCUGAAAACACAGCUGCCGAGUGGUCCAUGGCGAUGGUGGUGGUUGCAACAGUGGUACCAGAGAGGAGCGUCAUCACGUGA